CUCUCCUCCCGCAAGCGAAGUCAACGCGCACCAACAACCGCCCGUACACAACCAAUUGUAGGGCAUUUUCCGUCAACUGCAAUCACUUCAACCAGCAUGAAAACCUUUCACACGACAUCCAUCGCCCUCCCGAAAUAUUUCACUUCCCUCCAA
Laetiporus sulphureus 93-53 is the source of this 153-nucleotide messenger RNA. RefSeq lists its product as uncharacterized. The record is from RefSeq and is a predicted model, not a curated record. The annotation marks the transcript as partial. The transcript has a single exon. Lineage: Eukaryota; Fungi; Basidiomycota; Agaricomycetes; Polyporales; Laetiporaceae.